AUGGCGCCUCACGGCCGCCUCCUCGACCUGGAUAGGCACGACGUGCUGCUCUUCUUCUACGGCGAUGGCGCCUACCGCCAGAGCGACCGCGUCAGCGUGGCCACCUACGGGAUCGUCUUCUGGCCAGUCUUCCUCGUGGCCGCCCUGCUCCUCCACCUCAUCGUCCCGUUCCCGCACGCCGCUGCCGUCUGCGGGGCGCUCUACGUCGCCUACUGCUUCUUCCUCGACCGCGCAGCGCAGGCGAGCAGCUCCAGCUCCUCGCGGCCUUCCGCUGCCGCUGCCGUGCCGCCGGCAGAGUCCUCUCGUCCCACUACGAUCCUGCAGAAUUGA
This is a messenger RNA of Miscanthus lutarioriparius, 330 nucleotides long. The record is from the annotation of a GenBank genome assembly. NCBI's taxonomy places the organism in Eukaryota, Viridiplantae, Streptophyta, Magnoliopsida, Poales, Poaceae.